AUGCCUCUGGAAGAGGCUGUCAACCUACUAAUGAGACAAUUGGCUGAGGCCAGAGAAGAGGUGGACCGCCUAAGAGCUGAAAACGAAAGUACCACUAAUGUUGAGGCUAGUAGACCUCCACCCACUUUUCCAAACUUGGAUUUACCGAUUCCUGAUCACUUUCCUCAAACCCAAGCUGGGGCUCCCUUCGAGAGUCCAUUACACCGAAAUGCCACCCAUGUGGGGAGCUCUUCCCAUCAUACCCCGGCUUUUCAAACACCGAUUCGCGCAACAAAUGCAAAUGCUUAUCAAGCCCGUCGGGCAAUAGGGGUUCCAGUGACUCAUCCCACGCAACCAAAUGUCACCUUCCAAGAGCAUGUCACUCAUACUGACUCUUCGCCAGAAUUGGAAAAUAUGGAAAUGUUCUUCAAGGCCAGAAUAGACAAAAUAGAGAAAGAGAUGGGCAAGAAAAUUGUCGAACUAGAGCAUAGCUCUAAGAAGAAAGAAGGGUUGAGGUAUUCUGACCUGUGCAUCCACCCAGACCUGGGUCUACAAGAAGGCUUUAAGAUUCCCAAAUUUGACCACUUCAAUGUGUCGAGCAACCCGAGAGCCCACCUAAGGGAUUACGGCGAUCAGCUGGUCAGAAGUGGCGGAAAUGAAGCCUUGCUGAUGCGGUUGUUUAGUUGA
Molecule: messenger RNA, 666 nt
Organism: Lycium barbarum (goji berry)
Lineage: Eukaryota; Viridiplantae; Streptophyta; Magnoliopsida; Solanales; Solanaceae
Exons: 1
Coding region: 1-666 (221 amino acids)
Source: RefSeq, a predicted model, not a curated record